Molecule: messenger RNA, 2252 nt
Organism: Juglans regia (Persian walnut)
Lineage: Eukaryota; Viridiplantae; Streptophyta; Magnoliopsida; Fagales; Juglandaceae
Exons: 11
Coding region: 213-1904 (563 amino acids)
Source: RefSeq, a predicted model, not a curated record
CCUGCACUGCUACUACAGCAAGUCACGUCUCCGGCUUUAAUAACUGUAAGGGGCGCACACCCACGCUCAGAAUCAACCAUGCCGACAGCACUGGAAAUGAGAGAGGAUUUCAGCAUUUCUUGAAACUUUGGGGUUUAAACUUUAUUUAGAGAAGUUUUCUCGGAGCUAAGAGGAUUUUCUUGGAGCUGAACUAUUAAAAGAAACUGAGAAAAAUGCAGGGAGGAGGAGAGGCACUCAAUUUCCUGGUUGCUCUGGCAGUGAUCUGCGCUUUUGCUUAUGUCUACUCCGACGUCGAUGAUCUAACUGAAACACUGUAUGAGAUACUAGAUUUCUGCGUGGUAGCGGUUGUGAUUAUGCUUCUGGUGGUUCUUGUUUGGCUCCGAAGGCACACUUUUCUUAAAUUAAGCAGCGAAAUGUCUCGUAAGAUUGUGGGUCAGUGUAGACUCAAAUGGCGGCUCAGACGAGGGACUGUCCAAUCAACUUCAAUCAAUAGCCGUAGCAGAAGUUUUCUCAGAGCAGAGAGGACUUUCUCAAACCCAACAAAACAUGAGGAAAUGCCAAGAAUUAAGGAGGCAGUAAACGUUUUGGGGUCUCUGAUAGUGAUCUGUGCUUUCACUUUUGUCUACUCCGAUAGUGAUGUUCUAAACAAGAUACUUGUAUUUUGUUUGGUUGCCAUUGUAAAUGGGCUUCUGGUAGCUCUUGCUCUCCAGACAGGGAUGGACACUUUACUCGAUCUAAGUUGUGAAGUAAUUAAUAAAAUUGUUAAGAAUUCUGGAAAUAUCGUUCGACUGUUGGACCCAAGGGCAUACAGCUCUCGUUGCCAUUGCCAUGCCAUAAGGGAAGAAACUAGUGGUUUCAUGAUUCAAAGACUGAAACAUAAUGUAGUGAAACAAAUCCGUGAUGGAGUGUAUCAUGUCAAUGUAGAGACCAUAGGAGAUGUCAUAUAUAAUGUUGCAUCCCGGGAUGAUUCAAUAAGUAGAGAAUCCUACAAUUUGGCUGCAGCAUGCUCUAAUGAGUUUGUGUUGAAGAGUCGUUAUUAUUUUCAUCCGAACUGCAACCAAGUUUGCUAUGCAAUGGAGUACUACCAACAAAGUCUUGAGCAGUGGUUGCAAGAGAAUUCUCUCUUUGAUCAUCAAGUGAAAAAUCUGAAUCCAGAGUUUCUCCAAAUUCUUAGGGAUGUUCUGAGGGGCAUUGAUUAUCUCCACUCUGUGAAAAAGAGAUGUCAUCGAAAUUUAAGUACUUUAAACAUUGUGAUCGUAAAUGGUCGGGCAAAGAUUACAGGAAUGGUAAAUGAUGCCUCAACCUCAAAGACUAAGCAAGAUUAUCAAUUGGAUUAUCAGCACUUGGCCAACAUUGUUAGGACUUGCUUUGGGAGCGAACAAAAAAACAUUCCAACAGAACUUAAGUUGUUUCUUGCCUAUAUUUCAAGAUCAAAAGAUUCAAAAUCCAGCCGGUUUCUCAAUAUCGAAAAUCAUCCAAUUUUUCUAUCCCCUUUACAAAGAUUGUGCUACAGGGUGAUUGCUCAUACUUUCUUGUAUUUUGGAAAUGCAAAAAAGUCCUUUGGGUUGACACUAAAUGACGAACUCGAAAAAUGCAAGUGGAAGGACAAGGUUAAACUAUUUAAGGAGGUGCUUGAUCGCCAUAAGGAAUUGAAGCAUUUUUCAGGAAAACAAAAGAGCAAGUUCAUGUAUAAACAGUCUGCCAUAUCUUUUAUGAGAUUUGCCCGAAAUGUCAUUGUGCAUCUUAAGGAAAUUUCCGGUCAACAUUUAGGAAGCAAGAAAUUGACAGCAGAAGAGGUCGAGGAAGAGCUUAAUAGAUGCAUGCCUGAGUUCAUGCCCAUCUUACAUCAAGUCCUUGUUGACCAUGGCCAUCUUAUGAUUGUACAUGAUGCGGUUCUCAAGUGAAACUAUUAGGAUAUUUCUCACAAAUGGAUAUGAGACAGGUGAUCGAUGUGAUAUUGUUCGGUGGUCGUUUAAGGGAGUGUGUAUUAAUAAAUGUACAGCAACUGCUUUUGAACCUGUAUUUGUACUAGUUGUGUGUGUCUCUGUGUGUGUGUGUGUAUAUAUAUAUAUAGAGAGAGAGAGAGAGAGAGAGAUGUGGUUUAUUGUGGUUCUGGACAUAGACGGCGUACAUGUAUAGGGAAAAAAUAUCGGUCGCUUUGGUGAGGAUCCUUUUCCUUUUGACUUGUGUGAUGGAACCGAUUAAACUAACAUGAUUUGCUUUCCAAAUCAGCCUUGUUUUGAUCCAGAAAA